Didymodactylos carnosus is the source of this 1263-nucleotide messenger RNA. NCBI's taxonomy places the organism in Eukaryota, Metazoa, Rotifera, Eurotatoria, Philodinida, Philodinidae. The record is from the annotation of a GenBank genome assembly.
AUGCUUCAACAUUCCACACUGAAAGAAGCAAGUUUUAAUAGUACCACGUUAAAUAAUUUGAAAUUCAGGUACUCUAAUUUGAAUAAUGUUACGUUUUAUGAUGCUAAAUUAGAUGAGAUUAGUUUCACAAAAGUUGACCUGAAAAAUGCUAACUUUAGUGGAUCUACAUUGGCUAAUAUUGAUUUCACCAGUGUCAAUUUACAAAAUGCAUCAUUCACCGAUACUGUAGUGUUAUCAUCAAAAUUUAUUGAUACCAGUUUCGAAGGAGCACACUUCAGUAAUGUUUCGUUCUCAAGCGAUAUUAACAUUACUGCAUUGAAUUUAACAGUGGAACAGGUCGCUGGAAUCCAAGUAAUAACUACAACACCACUUUCUUGCGAACCAUUUCUACGUCCACCGUCUGGUACUUGUUCAAAACCAACGUGGAGCGAGAACGCAACUACACUUUUGUUUUUGGACUUUGGAUUGCGUUGGAAACCACACGAUAUAUUUAUGGAUCGAUAUGAUAAUCUCUAUGUAGUUGAUAAAAGUAAUCGCAGAGUAAUAGUAUUUCAAACCGGUAUUAACGUAGGUAGUACAGGUGUGGUCGAUAUAGAAGCAAAUGAUGUCUUCGCCGAUUCAGACGGCAACAUAUUCAUUCCAACUAGUGCCCCUGACGGUCUGAUACAAAAAUGGAAGUUACACAGUAUAGAACGCGGCGUCAUAUUGGCUAACGUAUCUGGACAGCCGCUUGGAAUUUUUGUCAGUAAUAAAGGAAAUAUUUACGUAACGGAACAUAUAUCGAACAACAGAAGCAGAAUAUUAAAAUAUCCGAAUUCAACAUACAAACAAAUUGUUAUCUAUACUCGUCAAGCUUUACCUGAAGGUCUGUUCGUAGAUCAAUGUGAAAAUGUCUAUUGGGUAGAUGAAGCGUUUCACCAAGUUAUGAAAUUUAAUAAUCACAGUGCACGAGGGGAAGUAGUUGCCGGUGUACCAUUUAUUCCAGGUAACAGCUCUCAACAUUUAAACGGUCCAAGAGACGUCAUUCUUGACGCGUAUGGCAAUCUGUACAUCGCUGAUCGGAAUAAUCAUCGUAUUCAACGUAAAAGUGGUAAUACUACAGAAAUGAUAGCUGGAAUACCAGGUAUAGCAGGCAGUGCUAACACACAGUUGAAAUUUCCGCAAAGUUUGGCGUUUGAUUCACAUUGGAAUUUAUAUGUUUCGGAUUCAGACAACGAACGUAUUCAAAAAUUUCAGUUUGAAAGCGGAGACUUGUGGUGUUAG